AGUUUAUUAAUAGUAGAGUAGCAUUCGCGUGAUACUGACGUCUAGUGCUUAUGAUAAACUGUUAUUAUUGAAAUUAUCCAAUCUUUGGUAAUACGAGAAUCAAGUCGCAAAUAUCAUUUAAAAUGCCUUUUAAAAGAAUUUGGGACGAAUCCUGUCCUCGAGUUUGGAAUAAGUGGGAGGCUAACGGACAGGAGUGGGUUGUCCAAGACUUGGAACCGAAAGACGAUGAAGAGGCACUUGAAAUUUUACUGGAACAUCUUUGUACUGAUGAAAUUCUUUGCUCCUUAAGCAAGAUUUCGGAAGACGAAGAAAGUGUCGAGGGUAUGAAGAAAUUUUGGUUGCCCUGUAUAGCACAGAGGAUGAGUCUUGCGCUCUACACCUGGGUAGAUGGUAAGAAGACCCUGGUAGCUUUAAACGUAUGCGUAGCCAUGUCUGCUGGUGAUACUUUUCCAGAUGUUGAGUCGCCAGGGUCUUUAGACAUGAAUCUGCAAGAGAUCAAAGGUGAGAAAUGGAAGAACGUGUUUAAAGCGCUAUUGUACGUGGAAAACAAGCGAGAUCCGCACAAAUACUUGGGACUGGAUUUACUGUUACAUGCGUUUGGGCUUGUUGUUAAGAGAGAGUACAGAGGACAAAGGCUUGGUGCUAAAUUGUUGGCUGCUAGAGAGCCACUAUCAAAAGCACAUGGAAUCAAAGGCACUACGACGGUGUUUACUGGUCCAGCAUCACAAAAAUUGGCAGCUAGCUGUGGCUUCGAAAGUAUUUGCGAAGCAUCCUGGAAGGAUCUGGCUGAUUCAGGAUUAGACUAUCCUCCUGAAACUAACAAAUAUAUUAAACUUAUGGUUAAGCGAUUUGACUAAGCAUUAGAAUUUUGGUUGAACUAUAGAUUUCACUUAUGAGACAAAUUCGGAUUGGCUAUAUAUUAGCGCUUAGUGUGCAUUUAUUUAGGUCACUAAACUAAGGUCCGAAUUGCCUAAUUGUUUUUGUGUUAAGAGAAGCUAGUAAUCAGCUGUUCAAAACGAAAUGUCUAAAUUGUACAUCCACAGAAAAUAAUAUCUAAGUAUUAAAACGUUAUUUAUUUAAUUAGUUUUAGCUAAAUAUUUUAUGAAAAUACGAAUUCAAUAUUUCUAUUGUCCGUUUAAGGUUUUCACAUG
Molecule: messenger RNA, 1151 nt
Organism: Pieris rapae (cabbage white)
Lineage: Eukaryota; Metazoa; Arthropoda; Insecta; Lepidoptera; Pieridae
Exons: 7
Coding region: 123-857 (244 amino acids)
Molecular function (GO): N-acetyltransferase activity
Source: RefSeq, a predicted model, not a curated record